AGAUCUCAGUUUAGCUUGAGCGACGGGGGGGUAUACACGUCACUCUCGCUUCUUCCUUCACUGACUUGGCCAGCAUCUUUCCGGGGACUUGUACGAAAUAUUUUAAGCCCAAAACGACGGAAGAACUGAUGUGUGAGAGUAAUACUUAUGACGAUUUUCUUCACCAGUGAUUAAUUACGGUGUAAAUAAGGUUCUUUAAAAUCAUUAUUUAGUGGGGAAAGUGUAAUUACCUCGUUAGUGCUGUGAUAGUCGUCUUUAACGACGACCAUUAGGGUUUACCUGCGUAAGAAAUAACAUUGGAAUUAAAAGGUACAAUACCGAGACCGGAACAAUACAGGUAACUAAUGACUACGUUUCGCUCCGACUAGUUGAUCUGACACUCAAAAGAUGGAGUUGUUACUCAAGUGGUUGUUUGUGUUGGUGUUGAGUGUUAGUUACAGCUGGUCGUCCAGGGUCGUCCUGACAGACCAAGGCUACCAGGGUGUGGUAGUGGCCCUCGACGAGGGUCUUCCACUUACGAUCUGCCAACAAGUUCUUGAGGGACUUCAAGAUGUGUUGAGUGCCGCUUCCAGAGUGGUAUUUACUGGCACUCGGGGCCGUGCCAACUUCCACAGCGUCACUGUACUAGUGCCCCCGUCAUGGUCCCCGACCGGAUGCCCACUAAUAUCUGGUCUCCAGAAUGCCACCAGUGAGACCUGGCAGGGGGCAGAGAUGAGGGUGACACAGGGUAGGCACCCUCAACAUGGCACUCGACCCUGGACGCUCCAGACCCGUGGAUGUGGGCACCUAGGGGACUACAUCUCCAUGGGGUACGAAUUCCUCCUCCAGAACAACACUGGAAUUACUGCUAACAACAGGUUUUGUACUCUCUUCAGGAACAUUGAGGGGAGACUACAGGAAAGUGAUCUUACUGUGAAGUAUGUACGUGCUCGGCUCCCCAGGAUUGUUCUCCUUAUUGAGGAUACAAGUGUUAUGAUCGUACAGAAGCGGUGGGAUUUCAUGCGCAAGGCUGUGAGGAAGUUAGUAACAUAUGAUGUUCCUGAUGGCUACAGUGUUGGGCUGGUUGUGUUUGACUCCAUUGCAGCCACCAAAUACCCCUUGACUACACUCACUGAUGGUGCCACUAGGGAGAAGGUGGGCUCUUCGCUGCCCCGCAAUCCUUCGCAGGAAGGCGAACACAAGAGGUGCAUUGUGUGUGGCCUGCGUGAGGCCCUCCGCUUGCUUCGUCAAGAUGGCCCUGGUGGACACAUUGUCAUGGUGACAGGUGGGAGUGGUAGUCUUGCUGAAUCUGAAGCUACAGAGGCUAUGCACAUGCUAUCAGAUUCUAGUGUGUCACUCCAUGCCAUCAUAUACCCACUCACUGAGAAAUACCCUAGACCUAAUGCAGGGUUAGAGACAUUGGCAACACGAUCUGGAGGCCACAACUUCAUUGUUCCUGAUGAAGGUAUUGGUGCCGAUUCUAAGCUAGGAAUGUACUACAACUUGCUGGAUUCAUUAUACCAUACCCUGAGUGCUGUGGCUGGUCGCUCUGUUCUGCCAGUUAAAGUUCACUCAGCAGAGCAUCCUGGAGGUAAAGUACCAGUGUCAGAGGGCAGCUUCCUUGUGGAUCCAGCUUUAGGGGCUGACACAGUCUUUGCUAUCUUCUACUAUGAUGUUGCCCAUGUUGGUAACCUAAUUCACCUAGUGAGUCCUCAGGGUCAAGUCAUCGACACAGCUAAUAUGCAAAAAGAAGACGCCAACAUCAAUAUGAUCACUGUACGGCUGGCCGAGGCGCAGGUCACUCCUGGACUAUGGCAGUACAAGGUGGGAAAUAGAGCAGAUUCUCAUCAGGCCCUCUAUGUACAGGUUACCUCCCGCCCACGCCUGCGACCUGGUGCACCCCCGGUCAAUGCCAGGGCAUGGACAAGUCAUUCUAUGGGAAUUGUCAAUGCCAGCGAUAUAUCCAGACCUCUUGCUCUGUACACAGAAGUGGUUGCAGGUGUGGCUGGUGUGGAGUCAGCCACAGUCACUGCCACCAUCACCAGACUUGGUUACACCAACAAUGGCACUCAUCAUCCUCCUCUCAAGGUCAACUUGUUUGAUAAUGGGCUAACAGGUCCAGACAUGAUGCGUGGUGAUGGGGUGUACUCUCGGUACGUGCCAUGGCUGGUGGCUGGCAAGUACAGUGUGACAGUGCAUGUGCAGGGUGAGGUGGAAGGUAACAAGUUUGUGCGUCAUGUAAGACUGGGUAUGGUAGAUGUUGUGGGUACUCCACCAGUUCGUGAUGCACUCCCGCCUGCCAGGGUUGUUGAUCUCCGUGCUGCUCUACUUCCAAACACUGUCAAUCAGGUGGGCUUUACCUGGACAGCACCCGGAGGUGACCUUGACUAUGGAACAGCUGAUCGCUAUGUCGUGAUGGCUUCACAAAAGCAGCAUGAUCUGAGUGAGGGUGGAGGCAAUCUCUUGGAGGGAUGGGCAGCACCAUAG
Cherax quadricarinatus is the source of this 2466-nucleotide messenger RNA. Lineage: Eukaryota; Metazoa; Arthropoda; Malacostraca; Decapoda; Parastacidae. The record is from RefSeq and is a predicted model, not a curated record.